Colletotrichum karsti is the source of this 582-nucleotide messenger RNA. RefSeq lists its product as uncharacterized. Lineage: Eukaryota; Fungi; Ascomycota; Sordariomycetes; Glomerellales; Glomerellaceae. Bases 1 to 582 code for a protein of 193 amino acids. The record is from RefSeq and is a predicted model, not a curated record. The transcript is spliced from 2 exons.
AUGGACUCCCUAGACAACCAGCUCGCCCAUUUCAACUCCAUCCCAUGGUGCUCCAAACUCCUUUCCGAUCCAAAUCUCAUCAUUCGACCCCUCGUCAGUCGAGCCUAUAGCCACAAGGACCAUGCCUUCGAGUACUUUGCCAAAACACUCAACACCCCGACUACCAUCCCAUUCUUCCUUGCCUUCAUGCACCCCCCGGCAUCGCAAGUCGAAGCCACCGACAACGUCUACGAUGCGCCAACGGGAGACUCCGAUAAGCAGAGCCUCGAAUCACGCUUCGCGACAAAGAUCCUCGAUGAAUGCAACGGGGCCGUUGGCGUGGCAAACAAGAUGUUCGGGCUCAUGAAGCCGUUGAUGCACGUUACUCAUUCGAUGAGCGUCACGUACCUGCGUCCUGUGCCCGUGGACACGACGGUGCUUGUCACGGCGACUCUGACCAAAGUAGACGGAGAUAAGAAGUUCGUCGUUGAGGGAGAGAUGUCCGAUGAGAACGGCAAGGUUCUUGUGAAGUCCGAGGUGAACUAUGUGGUCUUGGACAGGCAGAUGGAGGCGUUCGGCUCUCAUGUGAAGGGGAAGUUUUGA